This is a messenger RNA of Mycotypha africana, 1481 nucleotides long. RefSeq lists its product as uncharacterized. The record is from RefSeq and is a predicted model, not a curated record. The transcript has 2 exons. NCBI's taxonomy places the organism in Eukaryota, Fungi, Mucoromycota, Mucoromycetes, Mucorales, Mycotyphaceae. The coding region runs from base 343 to 1242 and encodes 299 amino acids.
GAAUUAGAAAAAUGCAAGAACCGUUUCGCAUUUUCCAAUUGACAAUGCCCAAAUAAUUACUACACUUAGCAUUUGGCUGUGAAAGAAUAUGGCGGAACGUGACAAUUCAGUCAAUGGUCUUUUACUUCUACAUCCGUUGUUAAAUUUUGCGCAUCCCCAUCCAUCGUUUUUUCUUCAAUAUAUAUAUAAAUUGCCGGUAUUUUCUCUUUGAGGAGGUGAUGAGUUUCUUUACCUCGUUUGAAGGAGUUGUGUACUAGCAUAUGUAUAUGGCAGUUAUUUGUUAACGGGAACACUAGAUGGCACAGCAAACUCCUGAUUUAUGCUUGUCGCAGUAGUUGAAGAAUGAGCGCCAUUAGAAAGGAAUAUAGAAAAUUAGCAGUAUACGUGAAGCGUGAAACCGCAACUGAAGACAGUAGCUAUACUACUACUAAAAAUGCAUCAUCGCCUACAGGUAGCAACAGUAGCUCGAACAAUAACAACAAUAAUGGCAAUAGCAACAACAACAAUAACAAUAAUAACAGUAAUGGCAAUGGUAGCUACAACAAUGGCAGCAAUGGAUAUAACAACAGUGGGUACAAUAACAACAACAACAACAACAACAACAACAAUAACCAUAACGGUUACAAUAGCAAUGGUGUCUCUCACGGCUCUUACGGCUCUGAUGGCUCUAACAAUGGCUAUAACAACAAUAAUGGCAACGGCUACAGUCCUUCCUCUAAUAACAACAGUAAUGGAUACAAUAACAAUAACAAUAACAACAGCGGCUAUAAUGGCGGAAAUGGUGGCAGUACAGGUUAUAGCGCUGAUUCCGGUAUGAACAGUAACAAUAAUAUUAACCAUAACGGCUAUGGCAGCACCACCAACAACGUUCCUGUCAAUAACAAUAAUAAUAACAACGUGCCUUUCAAUGUCAACAAUAACGGUUAUAACAACAAUAACGGCGCUAAUGGCGGUGGCUACAACAACAAUAAUGCUAUGGUCCCGGGACAUGAUUAUGAAAACCAUCAAGUCGGUGCUUCUGCGGAGAGCAAAGUUCUUAUUAUCGUUAUUUCUGUGCUUUGCGGUGUAGCCUUGUUGACUGCGGUUGGGUUAUUCUUCUUCUGUCGAAAGAGACGGGAGAAGAAGAAGGAAAACAUGGCCAACGCCUUUUUUGAGUUCUCCGCUGAUAAAGCUAGUGAUAAAACUUCCAAAGCAGGUGCCUUUAAGAAAAAGUUCCAAUCUUCGCCUACAAGCACACUUUAGUUCUUCUUCGCUAAAUAUAUCCAUCUCCACAGCGACCUAUCUCCCUUCCUUUUGUACUUUAACAUCCUUUAUAUAAUACGUAACAAUUCCCCUCUUCGUUGUGACAAAAGCCUUUUUUUUUCUUUCUCAUUUUUGAAACACACUUUUUUUUCAUUUUUAACUCGCUCAUCAUCAAUACAAGACGGGCUUUGAUUGUUUAGCAACUUAGAAUAAUUAAUGCCUUCUUCCAUUCUACUUUC